AGAGAGAGAGAGAGAGAGAGAGAGAGGGAUUGACAAGGGAACAAAGAGAGGUAGGAGAAGAAGAGAAGAAGAAGAGAGAGCAACUAGUUUUCUCUCUCUCUCUCUUUCUAUUCAAACACUCGAAAGAGUCUUUCCACACACACACACACAUUGUACUAUUCUUCUUCUUCUUCUCUCUCUCUCUCUCUCUCUUAUUGACACUCUCCAAUCAACAGAGAGAGAGUUGAUUUUAUUCAUUUCUUCUUUCUUUCUCACACACACACACACACAUACAUACAUACAUAUAUACGGAUUCUUUCUUUACUCCCUCCCUUACUCCCUCCCUCGCAUGGACGCACGCUCUCUUUUGUAUAUUAUCGUCUCUCGUGAGGGUCAUUUACUCUCAGUAUCAGACGGUUUCUCUUUUUCAAUUGAUUGGGAAUACACGGGGGAAGAAUUGGAGCAUCUCUCUACUUUGGAUUUGCCUCUCUGCGUAUUCAAGACAUUGGGGAAUAGAAACUGUUACUUUUUGCAAAAGGUCUCUAGAGUAUCUCUUGCACAACAGACGUCUGGUUACUGUAUUCAGUAUCAGGACGUGACGGAUCUCGUUUCCCAAAUGAAUCUUUCUCUCGUCGGCAAUGUCGACAAUGCCAUCAAGGACAUUGGAGAGAGUGUGGACAAGAGCCUGGUUAAUGACAUUAACGUCGCAGUCAGCAUGAACCACGAUCCAGGCGGCCCAGUCCAAACCCUGUCACUUUCAGGCCUCUCUCCCGGUGCAUUGCCUAUCGACAGAGACAACUUGACCCAUCCAUCCCUCUCAAAGCGAUUGUUUUCGGAAAACCUCAGCAAAGGAGCGACAGAGAUAAACAAUGUCCAGAAGGCGAGAGAAGCUAACAGUGUCCAUGGAGCAAAGGAGGCGCGAAAGGCCAACACGCCCAACACGUCCAUUGAGGCAAUGGAAAUGAUUUACAAGAGCACACACUCUAUCACCGGGGAACAGUAUCUGGAACAGCUCGCCCGCCUCCUCACUCACCUCUUGCAUGUGCGCCUUGCAUUUGUCGGUUAUUGCAUCCCAAGCCAGCUGGUUCCCUCGUCCGCCAUCGACUUGAUGUCCGCCCUCACUCCCCCAGGAGACUUUCAGUCCGUUAUGACAGGCUUGUCAAAGCAGGAGCAGCGUGGAGAAGACAAGCGGUUUCGCCUCAUUACCCUUGUUAAUAACAAUGGUCAAGAGACUCUGGCUCCCAAAAAUGUCGUGUCGGCGGAAUUGGCCUCCCUCUUGCAAGCUCACGACACAUUUACCCUGGACUCAUCCCGCCAAUGGAUCAUCUCCGACCUCUUUGACUCCUUGGGUCCUGACCAUGACAAGGACAUGUACUUGAUUGUUGCAAGUCUGCGCAACGCAGAGGGUGCACCCAGUGGAUGCGUCGGUGUCAUGUUGCCGGCUGCUUUGGACCCGUCUCAGAAAGACCUUGUGCAGGCCGUAUUGGAAAGCGUUCGACCGCGUGCAGCGAGAGAGGUGGCUCAACUGGAAGAAUUGGAGCAAUUGAAAAAGGACAAGAUGGCAGCAGAAUUGGCCACAAAGAGCAAGUCCAACUUUUUGGCCAACAUGAGUCACGAAAUCCGCACCCCCGUCUCUGCCAUCAUUGGCCUUACAGACAUGAUCCUUUGGGACAGCCGCGCCCUCUCGGACGAGAACAAGUCCCGCCUCGAUCUCAUCAACUCGUCCGGUGAACACCUCUUGGCCGUCAUCAACGGCGUCCUCGACCUUAGCAAAAUUGGAGACCAAGACGUUAAAUUCUGUUUCCAAAAGAAUCCAUUAAAGCUUCGGAAAUGCAUUAAAGAAGCUGUUCACCUCGCGGCCCUCUCCCCGGCAGCAGCAAAGAAAAAGAUUCUCAUCCUCGACGGUCAAAAGACGGAUAACCCUGUCACUGUGGAUGCAGGCGCACUCUUACCGGAAGGAGCGAAAAUGGCGGAUCUCGUUCGAGUAGGAACACGGGAAAAUUCAUUGCCUUUUUACUUUAAAGUCGAUAGUAAUGUUCCCGAAUGGAUUUUGGGGGAUGUGACGAGGAUCCGACAGAUUGUACUCAAUCUGUUGACAAAUGCGCUCAAGUUUACCGAUCAAGGCAGUAUCACAUUUACCGUCACACGCCUUGAUGCCUCCGACACUGCAGAGCUCCCCGUCCCGCUCUUUGAAGGACAACACCAUCCCCUGAAAAACGGGACCGCAUCCGUUAGUGGCGGUGUGGAAAUCUCUCCCGUGCGCACGACCGACAACGCAGGCUCUACUGACACGAGUGUCACUCGUGCUGACGACGUUCCAACCGCGGGACUGGGCAAGGCUGUCAUUUUGUUUACGGUCGUUGACACGGGAUGCGGUAUUCCUCGCGAAAAAAUCAACAGGCUGUUUAUGCCCUACUCGCAAAUCGAUAACCCAAACAACCGAGACUCGGCGGUUGGUACUGGUCUAGGACUAGCCAUCUCAUCACGCCUCGUCCAAAUGAUGGGCGGUCAAAUAUGGGUAGAAUCCUCUGAAUCCGUCGGUUCCAAAUUCUCAUUCUGCGUUCCCUUCCCGAUUGUCGAACCUGCCGAAACCUCUGGCGGCUCAACAUCUUCUUCUUCCCUUUCUGAUACGGACCAAGACGCAACGACAACAUCUUCCUCGUCAGAAUCACCACGAACAAAAUCACCUGGACGACGCGCCGGUGCAUCUCGACGGGCUCCAAGUCGAGAAUCGCGGCAUGCCCAACGCAAUGCUAAUCGGAGUGCCCAGGGGGAUACCCAUAGCGAUGGCAACACUACGCAAAGAGGGACACAACAUCACCGCUCGUCUAACCGCCGAGCCGGUCGUACCCCACGCGGAACAAACACUACCCGCAAAUCGGCAAAAUACACGAGCAGCAUCGCCGAAAUGUACCCUCUCUCCAUCUUGGUUGCCGAGGACAAUCCAAUAAAUCAACAAAUCGCUCUGAGCCUACUCCAAAAAAUGGGAUACGACGCCGACCUAGCGAUUGACGGCGUUGACGUGUUGGAAAAAGUGGAUAACGGGAAACAAUAUGAUCUUAUCCUAAUGGAUCUCAGCAUGCCACGCAUGGGGGGCCUGGAAACCAUGAACCAACUCGUCAAACGCUCCCAUUCUGGAUAUUCACUCCCGAUCGUGAUUGCCUUGACUGCAUCCGGAACGGAAGAUGAUUACGAAGCGUGUCAACAAGCGGGGAUGCACGAUUGGUUAAAUAAACCAUUUAAAGCCCUAGACCUCGAAACCAAAAUCUCGACACAUUUUUCCCAUCUUUUGCAUUCUUCUGCCAAGGCUGCUGAACCUACCCAUCAACAACAUCAUUGUACCACCAAAAAUUUGAAAAAUUAAAAAGUGUUUUAUAUUCUAGUUUUUUUAAUAUACAUUUCUUUUUUUGGAGGAAUGAUUCGUAUGUCA
Messenger RNA from Spizellomyces punctatus DAOM BR117, 3409 nucleotides. RefSeq lists its product as uncharacterized. Gene Ontology annotation, biological process: phosphorylation; phosphorelay signal transduction system. The record is from RefSeq and is a predicted model, not a curated record. Bases 329 to 3343 code for a protein of 1004 amino acids. Lineage: Eukaryota; Fungi; Chytridiomycota; Chytridiomycetes; Spizellomycetales; Spizellomycetaceae. The transcript is spliced from 11 exons. Gene Ontology annotation, molecular function: phosphorelay sensor kinase activity.